This is a messenger RNA of Closterium sp. Yama58-4, 441 nucleotides long. The record is from the annotation of a GenBank genome assembly. NCBI's taxonomy places the organism in Eukaryota, Viridiplantae, Streptophyta, Zygnematophyceae, Desmidiales, Closteriaceae.
AUGGUAUUAUCGUCGUUCCGCUGUAGGGAGGACAGGGACGAAAAUUCUUCGAAGGUGCUGAGGUCGUCGCCGUACGGGCUGUCGGAGGAGUACCUUGGCGGACGCAUGAUGGGGAUUUGGCUCGCUCUAACCGCCGUCACCAUUUCAAUCACAACCGUGUUCACUUCGCUCCCCUCACUUCCCUGCCAGCAUCCACCACUCGCUAGUAGCUGUACUGUGCUUCUAGACGUCAAGUUCCCAUCUUCACGUCACCAACCGUCGACCAGCAGCCGUCUGCCGUCAUCCUGCCGGCGACCCGCAAUGGGUAUCGCGCGCACGUGGAACGUGGAAUCGACGGUCAAGGUCGCCUUCGCCGUGGUCGUGGGCACCACGCUCGUCAGCUCGUACCUUUAUGCGAGCAAGUUGAAGACACAAGCAGCAGCAGGGGCAGCGAAGAAGUGA